GCCUCCCAGGAGUUGCUUCUUGACUGUUCCUCCUCCCCCCGCCCCCGUCCGUAGCUGUUUGGGCUCAGGCGCUUGUCGGAGCAAACUCGCAGACCGUAACAUCUUGCGUAUCGCAGCAUGCGUGGCCUCGUCCGCUGCGCCCUGCUCGUUGCAGCGCAUGCCGCCCUGGGCUUCCAGAUCCUGGAGGCCAAGACUGGGCACCAGCAGCAUCAGAGCCUCAGGGCGAGCGCCGGCGGGCUCAGCGCCGCGUCCAGCGCCAACGAGCACGACGUCGCCCUGGAAGAGGUCAGCGCGCAGCAGUCCUCGGGCCGCGGCGUCGAGCGGAUGGACGCGGAGGGCCUGAUUGCACAGCUCAGCGGCGAGACCAGGGAGCGGCUGAGGAGGCUGACGGGCGCCGGCGACGACGCGGCCCUGGCCGCGGAGAUGCUCCCCACGUCGGCCGAGGGCCAGCUGGUGCUGGUGGCGCCCCCCCACCUGCGCAGGCCGCAGCGCGCCGCCAGCCUUCUCGGCCUCGGCGUCGCCCGCGCCGAGGCCGACGGCCAGUCCGCCGCCAGGGAGUCUGGCUCCGGCGCGGGCGUCUCGGAUUUCGCGCCCUCCGCCGAGUUCCAGGCCGCCGAGGCCUCUGGCGAAAAGGGCCGGGCCGACAGCGCUGCCGAGACCGUGGCAGAGGUCGCUGCCGGGUUGCCUUGGGGCGUCGGCUCGCCGCGCACUGGCGACUCGUUGCCCGUCUACCACUACUCCUCAAUGCCGUUCAUCGACGGCCCUAAGGAGUGGGAGUACAGCCUGGAGAGCGGGGACAACAUCCAGAGCUUCAGCAGCGCCCAGCAGGACGUGAAACUGCUGACGCAGGUCUUCGAGAACGUCACCAAUGGCUUCUACGUGGACUCCAACGCUGGGGACGGCGAGAUCAACAGCAACACGCUCCUGCUUGAGCUUGCUGGCUGGCGCGGCCUCAUCAUGGAGCCCCGCCCCUACUUCUACAUGAACCUCUGGAGCAAGUGGCGCAAGGCCUGGCUCUUCCUGGGCUGCAUUUCCCCGCACGAGAACUCUACAAAGCUCGGCUUCGACACCGACGGCAACAUCGACAUGCUGAGUGGGCACAUGAUCCACGCCCACCCGAUGAAAGCCUUCAUGGCCGAGAUGGGCGGGCGCAAGACGAUCGACUUCUGGAAUCUUCACAGCGGCAACUACGAGGCCGAGAUCCUGAACGAGACCUUGCUGGGCUCUGGCAGCUUCCUCGAGUUUGGCGUCGUCCUCGUCCGCUUCGACGGCCGUCGUGCGGGGCGUGGAACAGAGCCGUACGUGCAAAUGAGGUCGAGGGACGCGACAGAGGAGCUCAUCUUCGAGAUCUGUCACAACGCCAGCCUGACGCACAUCGGCGGCCUCGACCCGUACUGGAUCAACCACGUGGAGCCGCGCUACGGGUUCAGGGACGAGGUCUGGGUGAACCCGAGGUACUUCGAGACGCGGGGCAUCCCGACGCCCGCGGCGAUCAGGUCGGCGCCGCCCCCUCCGCUGGCCGACUACUCCCCGCACCCGGCCGCGGGAACGGGAGAUUUCCCGUGGGACUACGGCUACAGCAGGGUCGAGGAGAUCGGCAAGGUCAAGCUGUACUUCAACAAGAGCAAGUCGGAGGCUGCCCUGAUGGAGCCGAUCCCGAAGGCCCACCGCGUGGGCGCGACGAAGCUGGUCUACUAG
Prorocentrum cordatum is the source of this 1698-nucleotide messenger RNA. Lineage: Eukaryota; Dinophyceae; Prorocentrales; Prorocentraceae. The record is from the annotation of a GenBank genome assembly.